Messenger RNA from Salmo salar (Atlantic salmon), 2186 nucleotides. Its product is annotated as NADH-cytochrome b5 reductase 3. NCBI's taxonomy places the organism in Eukaryota, Metazoa, Chordata, Actinopteri, Salmoniformes, Salmonidae. Gene Ontology annotation, cellular component: mitochondrion. Gene Ontology annotation, molecular function: oxidoreductase activity; FAD binding. The record is from RefSeq and is a predicted model, not a curated record.
AACGGGGAAUUUGCGUUUUAAAAAAACUCCGAGAGGGAGUAGUUUUGAAUAGUUUUGAACGUUCAUCCAACUCGGAAUUCUUUCUUGAACUCCGGCUUUCCGACCUGAAGAUGACCUACGUCAUGAUUUGACCUCGUAUUUCUUCGAGUUCCCAGCUGCCUUGAAAGCAUCCCAGUCAGUACUUAGACAGUGCGACGGUUUGUCCACCGAGAACAGACUUUUCGCUGUUUCCUUGUUAGGUGCCGAAAACAAGAUGCUCUCUUACAUCAUUGGGCUCAUUCGGAGCAGUAUCGACAACAUCAUCAACCUCAUCCUGAGCCUCUUCCUCUCAAAGAAGAAACGUGCCAUCACUCUAGAGGACCCCAACAUCAAAUAUGCAUUAAAGCUGAUUGAUAAAGAGAUCAUCAGUCAUGACACAAGGAAAUUCCGUUUUGCCCUGCGGGAGAAGGAUCAUGUCCUUGGGCUACCCAUUGGGCAACACAUAUACCUGUCUGCCAAGCUGGAUGGAGUCCUGGUGGUCAGACCGUACACACCUGUGUCUAGUGAUGACGACGUAGGCUUCGUAGACCUGGUAGUCAAGAUUUACUACAAGAACGUUAACCCAAAAUUUCCUGAAGGUGGGAAGAUGAGUCAGUACUUGGAGAGCCUCCGGAUUGGCGACACCAUUGACUUCAGAGGGCCCAGCGGCCUGCUGGUCUACCAAGGAAACGGGGCUUUUGCCAUCAAGGCAGAAAAAAAGGCGGAGCCUGUGAUCAAAACCGCCAAGAAAGUGGGCAUGAUCGCAGGAGGGACCGGAAUCACUCCCAUGCUGCAGAUCAUCACAGCUAUAAUGAAGGAUCCCCAGGACCAGACUGUGUGUCACCUGCUCUUUGCCAACCAGACUGAGAAAGACAUCUUGCUUCGACCGGAGUUGGAGGAGAUCGCAGCUAAUCACCCAACCCGAUUCAAGCUAUGGUUCACCCUGGACAGGGCGCCUGAGGAGUGGGCGUACAGCCAAGGCUUCAUCAGUGAAGAGAUGGUGAGAGACCACCUUCCACCCCCUGGAGAUGACACUCUCAUCCUUCUGUGCGGACCGCCUCCCAUGAUCCAGUUUGCUUGUAACCCCAACCUAGACAAAGUGGGCCACGCCAGCAGCCGGAGGUUCACCUUUUAGACGCCACCCUGGGGGAGGGGGUUAAAAAGGGGUUCCCCAGGGCUCAAUGAUCAGCCACACCCAACAUUUAUAAAAAUACGCUUGAUCAUGUAUUGAAAUCAUUUCGCUCAUCCUACAGCAGAAUUAGUGUGGACCAUUUUCUGUAAUUUGGUGUGCCUCAAUUUCCAAAACAGAAUCCUGAAAUGAGUGGUGUCCAAAGCAUUUUCUGUUGAUCAGUGAUUUCUGAUUAACAGGUUUAUCAUUCUGAAUUGAAUCACUGGUAGUUGGGGAGGAGUAGAAAACCUAUUUGAACGUUCCUCCUGUCAAACUAAUUGUGACAACAGAUACUUGUAUACUGAACAAAAUAUAAACGCAACAUGCCACAACGUCAAACAUUUUACUGAGUUACAGAAUUAGUUUUUCCCCACAAGGGCUUUGUUAAAGACAUACUCAUGGCCUUUUAUUGUCCCCAGCACAAGGUGCACCUAUGUAAUGAUCGUGCUCUUUAAUCAGCUUCUUGAUAUGCCACACCUGUUAGGUGUGGAUUAUCUUGGAAAGGAGAAAUGCUCACUAACGGAAUGUAAACAAAUUUGUACAGAAAAUCAGCUUUUUGUGCGACUGGAAAUUUGCUGGGAUCUUUUAUUUCAGCUCAUGAAACCAACACUUUACAUAUUGCGUUUAUAUUUUUUUGUUCAGUAUAGUUGUAAUUUGACUCGUGUGCCUUGCAAUUGCCAUCUUUUGGUGAAGUAAUUCUUGUUUUUGUAUGCACAGCUGAAGACAUGACAUAAUACUGCUCACUUUGCUUCUACUGCAAAUUAUUCCAUAAAGUGUUAUGUAUAACUUUGCAUAUUGAUGUACUUAUUCCAUAUUGUUGCAGAAAGAUUCUCAUUGUGUGACUACUAAAAGAGGGGGAUAUCUUGAAGCUGUUACUGAAGUCUUUACAUGUGCUUAAAUGUGUAAUUUGCUUACAUGUCCUUACAGCACUUGAAUUACGGUUUCAUUAUGUAUCAUGUUUGUUAAAUACAUUGAGACCAAUAAAAUACAAAUGCAUUAA